This is a messenger RNA of Adineta ricciae, 1041 nucleotides long. The record is from the annotation of a GenBank genome assembly. NCBI's taxonomy places the organism in Eukaryota, Metazoa, Rotifera, Eurotatoria, Adinetida, Adinetidae.
AUGAAUCUAACCGAUAUCUUCUACGAUUUUUCUGGAGACGAUAAUCAAGCGUAUCUCAUCUCACUAGUCAAUCUUGUGAGCAGAAUUGUCUCACAAUUCGGUCUUGGUUUCAUCUGGAUUUUUGGAAACAUUAGUUCAAUUCUUAUGUGCAUGGUUUUCAUUCAGCCAACUUAUCGCAAUAGUCCAUGUGCAAUGUUUUUUCUUGCUGCAAGUAUUUCACAAUUUUUUGCUUAUAACUUCGCAUUAUUCACUCGAAUGCUCCCUCUUGGAUAUCAUGUCGCCAUUUUCAAUUACAAUCUUUGGUACUGUAAACUUCGCUUUUAUCUCUUUUAUGUUUUUGUGGCUCUCCCUCGCUAUUAUAUCAUUCUGGCAUCCAUUGAUCGAUAUUUCGCCAGUUCACGCGAAGCACUUCGACGCCGAUGGAGUUCACCAAAGAUCGCCUAUCGACUUAUCAUCGGCAAUGCUCUAUUCUGGUGUAUCAUGUACGCCCAAGUCAUUGUUUUCUAUGAAAUCGCGAGUGGCACAUGUACAUUUCGGUCAGGAAGCUACGGAGUGUUUUUUAGUAUUUAUAUAGCAAUCGACAGCGGUAUUCUUCCUUUACUCUUGAUGAUCGUCUUCGGCUUGUUAACUGUGCGGAAUAUUCAUCAGAGGAAGAUGCGGAUUGGUGCACGCGAAAGACAAGUAACAAGAAUGGGAAAGAAAGAUCUGCAACUGCACCGAAUGUUAGCAAAUCAAAUAGCUCUGUUUCUCAUUCUCAAUCUACCGAAUCCAAUUUAUCUUCUCUUCAUUUCAUUUACAAUCAAUAUACCGAAAUCAACAUUUCAACAUGCAGCGGAAAUACUUGUUGGUAAUAUGACGUAUGCCCUAAUUUACUUCGGAUUUUUAUUAACGUUUACAAACUUUAUGAUCUCCUCGGACAUAUUUCGACAAGAGUUUUUCCAUGUGUUCCGAGUGAAAAUACUUCGCCGCUCUGCCGUGGGAAGAUUAGCUGGUGGUGAGUUAACAGCACGACCACUUCGUCCAAUCAAUACCAAUGCAUAA